Molecule: messenger RNA, 1923 nt
Organism: Striga hermonthica
Lineage: Eukaryota; Viridiplantae; Streptophyta; Magnoliopsida; Lamiales; Orobanchaceae
Source: the annotation of a GenBank genome assembly
AUGGCUGAUAUUGUUGUGGAGGAAAGAAAACAGAAUCAUUUGGGAAGUGAAGAUCCACAGCAGAAACUCCCAUCACUGAUCAAAGCUAUUGCUGCAAAUGAGGUUUCUGGUUUUGAUAGUGUUGAUGGGCACAAUAAUAAUGACCACAAGUCCCCACUCAAUUCAACUGCUUUUCAUCCCAAAACCUCAAUAUUUGGGAUGGAGGCAGCUGCAGGCACGAAAAAUGAGGAAAAUCACUCUAAUCAUCAAAGGAAGCAUUCAGUCUCAAUCAGCAUGCCUCCUUCUCCCAUUAAUGAAGCUCACGUAAAGAGCACAAACAGAGUCAUGUUUAGAGACGGCGAGACAAUUUUAGGAGGCGAUGUUCCAAAUUCUGAUGAUGCGGCACAUUCGGAAAAUGGCGAUGGCUCGAAAAAUAAGCCACGGUUUUAUUCUCAGCCGAUGUCCAUGCCAAAAAGCUCGGCUCUUGAUGGUCCGUCCGAUCAGCUUCCGGCGAGGAAUCCGACAAUCGAUCGGCUGCAGGAUAAGAGGUUCGACUCUUUCAAGACAUGGUCUGGAAAACUCGAGAAGCAGAUAUCGAACUUGCGUGGGGUAAGACACCGGGAAGACGAGCAGGAGCCUGGAAAUGAUCGUCAGCACCCGGAAAUCAAUUUGCCCGUGGAUCGGUACUUUGAUGCGUUGGAAGGACCCGAGCUGGAUACACUGCGGGCUUCCGAAGAAUUACUCCUCCCAGAAGACAAGACGUGGCCUUUUCUCCUACGCUUUCCGAUCUCCUCGUUCGGUAUCUGCUUAGGCGUGAGCAGCCAAGCCAUCAUGUGGAAAACCCUAGCAACCUCGAACUCUACAAAAUUCCUCCACGUUACCCCUGACAUAAACCUCGUACUCUGGUUCAUAUCCCUUGCCCUCGUACUCACUGUGACAGUAUUGUACAGCCUCAAAAUAGUAUUAUACUUCGAGGCUGUACGACGCGAAUAUUACCACCCGAUACGUGUCAACUUCUUUUUCGCGCCAUUUAUUGCCCUUCUUUUCUUGGCUUUGGGAGUACCACCAUCGAUAGCCAAAACCCUGCAUGCAUCUUUGUGGUACGUGCUCAUGACACCGUUUUUUAUUCUCGAGAUCAAAAUAUACGGGCAGUGGAUGUCCGGCGGGCAGAGGCGGCUCUCAAAGGUGGCAAACCCAUCCAAUCAUCUUUCGGUGGUGGGGAAUUUUGUCGGGGCUCUACUUGGAGCGUCAAUGGGUCUGAAAGAAGGGCCCAUUUUCUUUUUCGCGGUUGGGCUGGCCCAUUACAUUGUGCUGUUUGUGACACUCUACCAGAGACUGCCGACAAACGAGACGCUCCCAAAGGAGCUCCACCCGGUUUUCUUUCUGUUUGUGGCUGCACCGAGCGUAGCCUCCAUGGCAUGGGCAAGGAUUCAGGGCUCGUUCGAUUACGGGUCAAGGAUCGCAUACUUCAUUGCGUUGUUCCUUUAUUUUUCGCUGGCCGUUCGAGUUAAUUUCUUCAGAGGAUUCAGAUUCUCACUGGCUUGGUGGGCCUACACGUUCCCCAUGACAGGAGCCGCCAUUGCCACCAUCAGAUACUCGGAUGUGGUCAUGAGUACUGUGACCAAAACCCUAACCAUCAUCCUCUGCAUCCUGUCCACACUUACAGUAUCAGGACUGCUCGUGACCACUAUUAUUCACGCCUUUGUCCUGCGGGACCUAUUUCCGAAUGACAUAGCCAUUGCAAUCAGCGAGAGGAGGCCCAAGAAGACAACGAGAUGGUACCACAGGAGGUCCGGCAGCUCGGAAUCCAACAUCGAGCAGUAUCUCAAGUUUUCAAAUUCAGUCGACAAGGACAUAGAGGCCUGUGAAAAUAACCCCGUGAGUCCUGACGGACAAGACUUGCCGUGUCCUGCUAAGAAUGAUGCAAAGGUUUUAAAAAGCUGA